Molecule: messenger RNA, 5736 nt
Organism: Pseudozyma hubeiensis SY62
Lineage: Eukaryota; Fungi; Basidiomycota; Ustilaginomycetes; Ustilaginales; Ustilaginaceae
Exons: 2
Coding region: 1-5736 (1911 amino acids)
Biological process (GO): N-terminal peptidyl-methionine acetylation
Cellular component (GO): NatB complex
Molecular function (GO): protein-N-terminal amino-acid acetyltransferase activity
Source: RefSeq, a predicted model, not a curated record
AUGUCAUCAGUCGUGGCUCCACCAUUGCCGGGCUCAACUUCUGACGUGCAUUUCGACGAGGCCGACGCGGCCACAUCUACGCAAACCUCGCCCGCAAUGUCGAUCCCAAGCUCCCGCAUUGCGAACGACUCUACCCUGCUCACCACCUUCGACUCGUCUCCCGACAGCCAGUCUCAGCAGCUUGACGCCCCUCAUCAUCAGGACAAGCUUGACCCGUCCGCCGCUGCGUUUCAGCCCAUGUCGUUCCCCGCAUCAGCAUCGUCACUACAAAGUGGAGCUGCUGCCGUUUCCAAUGGUCCCGAUCGCGCCUUCUUGCCCACUGCCGCACCGAUCUCUGCGCCAUUGGAUAGCGCUGCUGCCACCGGCGAGCACGGAGUCAGUCCCGUCAUCAAUGCGUACAGAUCGCCCUAUCCACCCAGUCCUAUCUAUUUUGUCACGGUGGUGCCUCCAGAAGACUUCCUUCUGUCACCCGAACUCAGCCAACAGGAACGCACUCGUCUUGAACGCGGCUCACUUCUGCCACUCUAUCCGACACUCGGUGGUCAGCUCUGGGCCAUUUCGCGCGAAUUCGCUUUGCCAUCGCUGGGAGGUUUGAUGCUUUACUUGGCCGACGACGGACAAGGCAACCGAGGACCGCGCAUCGGCGAUGCAGCAUGGCAGGCGCUGUGGGCGAGGUACUUUGCCGAAGACGAAACACCAUCUACGUCUGCGUCCAAACCAUCGGCAGCUUUCGCUCCCAGUCGGCGCUCCUCGAUGGCAGCCGGUGAUUCGUUCGUCGGCACAUCCGCUUUCUCGAGCUCACACGCCGCUGAUCUGUCGCGUUCGACGCUGGCAGAAGGUUCCUCCAGCCGUCCCAGCAUUCCUUACGUCUCGGCACGUCCGUCUCCCAGGGUGGAAGCCUUGGCCUUCCCUCGCCGCGACACUUCGGCAGAUUGGAGUCCAUCCGCUCGCAGCGCUGCGUGGUCGGGCCAUGCCUCCUCGUCAGCCAGCCGCAUUCCAGCUCCUGUAGUGCCUUUUCCGCAGCUCCCCAUCCUUGCCCGCAUCGAGUGGCAGAUCGACUCGAGCAAAGCUGCCUGGUGGCCCUCCUGGAUCACUUCUCGCAGCAGAGUGUCCCAACGUCCUGCACACAAAACCAGAAGGAGUCUGCAUUUGGCCGACAGUCUGGCACAACAAUCCAAGCGAGAUGAGCUCGAUGAGCAUUACGACGACGAAUACGACGGCAACGAAGCUGACGAGCUAGAUCAGGAAGUCCAGGCUCGUCGAACUAGCCCGUCAUUACCGCAACGGUGUCGCGAGCCCGAAACACAUGCCUCCUCGAGCCGACAUAUCGAUACAGCCGCGACUGCUGCGUCAGUGUCUCAGCCGGCAUCGCUCGUUUACACGCCCGAAGAGGUUCCACUCCCUCCGUCUCCCUCCAUGUCAAUGCCUCCCAUCACCGAGGCAGACGAGAAGCGAGAAUCCCUCCGUUCUCUAGGGAGAUCUGCGUCAGCUCGGUCGCUAGCUCAAACCCAGGAUCAGCAAGAUGUCGUCAAGAACGAACAGGAAGCAGAGAGCAGCCCGGCCGCGCCGCUCGCUCCCGAACGCCACUCGCCUCUGGACGAACCGCUUCGUUCUGCAAGAGCAAGCAUCAUUUCGAUGAGCUCCUACAAUUCGCGACCCAUGUCUUCGCUGUCGAAUGCCGCACCUCGGCUAUUGUCAAGCAGCGCGUCCGACGAGCUGCGCGAUGGUAUCCCAUCCGAACCAGCUGUUGUGGACGAGUCUGCGUCCAUCGCUCCCUUGCAACCCGCCGAAGCUAGCUCGACAAUACUCAGCCAUCACGAGACCUCGGACCAGAGCCGCACCGGCUAUUCGGAGAUACUCGAAGCCGACGACGAUGACGACCGAGUGACUGACAGAGAUGGCGAAUACAGUCUAGAUCCCCUCGACCCGGCGCAGGACGCUGGGUACUCGGCUCUGCCCGAUUCUCCUGCCGGCGAGACUCGCGCAUUGCCAGAUCGACAAACUGUUGGCGAUGAGGAAGAGCAGGCAAGCUUCCCGCACGAAGGAUUCCCGCUCCGUCACAGCUUUAUCGUCGACGCUGGCGACGAGCUCAUGUGGCGUGACCUUCACCAACACGAUAUGGACCAAAUGUUCCCCGAGCCCCGUGAGGAGCCUCAAGCUCAGCGAUGGCAGCAUGAUCAAGCCAAACAGACACACGCUGAGCAGCCUCCCCCUGAUGCUGACUUUUUGCCGAGCGGCGGCCACAUUGGUGCGUCUCUCUCGCGCGACCAGCCCGCCCUGUCGUUGUGGGCCCCGGGCACAUUCCAAGAGGAUCACCAAGAGGCAGCCUUCUAUCGACACUUCGACCCUGCCGGUAACUUUGCGCAUGACGCCUACUACAGUCCUCAGCGCUCCAACGUCGCCAGAAUUCAAAGCUGGAUCGGCAAGACGCCCACAGGUCCGCCUGCCUCAUCUGGCGGCCUUGACGGCGACAAUGAGCAUCAAGACCCGGAUCUGCAGCUGCCGGAAGAGUCGGACUUCGACGAGGUCGUCGGCCUUUGGGCUAGCAAGGUCCGUCAAGACCCGUAUGGCAUUCCACACAUCACCGGCCCGACGGAAGCUUUGAGCCACGACCAAGGAGCAGCGAGCGUUGCCGUUGCACAGCAGAAGGCUCGCUCAGCAGAGACGCAUGCUUCAGCAACCAACAAGCACGAAGGCGAGGGAAACAGCCUGGCGACGGCAUCGGCUCCCGCGGUCUCGCUCCUGAGCCCCAUCCACCUGGACGCUGCAGCCUUUGACGGCGUCAAGCCUCAGUUGGGCAGCCUCGCCACCACACAAGCGCCCCAGCUCCUGAGUCCGACAGCAGUGGCUCACGCCUUUGACACGCCACGGGCUCCCCAAAGCCAACGAUCCAUAUCUACGCCUAUCAUCCAACAGCACCCACCACCGUCACCAGGCUCGCUGGCACCUCCUCUUGACCGCAGGCCCAGCAGUGACAGUCGUCGUAGCUCGGGCGAUCUCAGCGAUAGCCUCGAAGAGAUGCAGAGAGCAGUCGAGCUUCUCAGCCCUGCGUGCUCGCCUAACCCAGGUCUAGGACAUAGCCAAGAAGCCAACGGCCGCAAGAUGUCUAGCAGAGACAGUCUUGCCUAUGCUCGAAGCAUUUCGGCCUCUGUGACACCCAGCCCCAAAUGGUUCGCCCGUGCCAAAGCGGCGACCGCCAAAAGUCGAAGCAACGUUCGCAGCACGUUCGCGGCAGGAGGCAGCCCUUUUGAUCGCGGACAAGUGUCGCCCCGUCCUGCCAGCACAUCCGCCGUCUCAUCAUCGCGUUUCCGCGUGCCCGGCUUCCCAGCGCCCCUCAGCUCAUCGCGAUUGAUCGAGUUUGCCCAGGUGGAAGGCAUGCAUCGUCAUGCCAGCACCGAGGUCGGCGAUGCAGAAUCGACUCGCUCUGCGGGCACCGUGCAUUCCAUCAGCGACGAUGCCACUCAAAGCGUGCCGACCAUGAUGAUCAUGCCGGUAGUCAGCCCACAGACAGCGCAACACGUCCAACCUUCUGGUUCGUCCGUGCAGUCGGUCGCCGCCGAGAUGGUACAUUGCGCUUCAACGACUAUUACCUCUCCGAAGGUCGAAGAGCAAGAGCAUGACGAGAACGAGAACGAACACUUCGCCUAUCGCCCUACCAGGGUGGAGGAAACGACCAAUGAGACGGUUGAGCCCGCCUCGUCCCCUAUCUUGGCCCCUAUGGACCAUCUCAAGUCGUCGGCGCCUUUUGAGCAGGAGGGCGAAGCAGAGGCAAAAGACUCACAGGAGCUGUCGAGCAUCAUGGGCGACAACGACGAGGACAACAUUGCCCGGAUCCAACACUUUCUGCGCGGCAACGUCGUUUCCGGCGCCGACUCGGACGCUUCGUUCUUGCAUGACCCGUCCACUUCGUACAUGGAGCUACAGCAUGGCUCCAGCGCCGACGGCACCAUCAUUGAACGAUCGCACAGUCUCGGAAGCGAUCUGCGUUCUGCCACCCCCGAGCAGCGCAGUGGCCGAGCACACGAUGACCCGACCAAUGCGGGGAAGGGGGACAGCGAGGGCGCUACGCAGCCUGAUGCACACUUGAGCAUGGAAGAGUCACCUGCUGUGGAGCGAUGGAGUCAAGCCUCCUACAUCACCGACCAUUGUUCGCAUCACCAGCCUUCGACGUGUUCGCCCGACUCGAACAGCCCGAAACGAGGUCCGCGCCACGACAUGCGCGCUCCCAGUUUCGCGUACGACGCACACCUCAGCUCCGAGCCCACGACGCUCGAUACGCAGCUCAGUAGCGCUGCCGAUGCCACAGAUGGCGAAGGCUUGUCGGUAGCCGACCAGGUGGUCAAGUCGUACCUGUCGAGUUCCCCCUCGGAUGAGACGUUCUUUGCUUCGAAUGGGCCUACUGGCUCGCUGCGGACGCAAGCAGAGGAGCAACAGCGAGAUCGCCGCCAGCAGAGCCAGCAGGACCAAGCAGCUUCUGGCAUCUCGGAGCUGGAUGUUGCGAGCGAAGGUCAACAGCAAGGAACGCUGAACGAAGCGCAGUCGAGCAACAACAUAGCUUCACAGAAUCCCGCAAGCUUUGAUCCUCCCGCGACGAACUCUACGAAGAUGAAAGACGGUCCGAUUCCAGUCCUGGCUUACAAACCUGCCUCUUCGCCUGUCUAUGCCGACGUGUUUCCCGUGCAGCGACCUCUUGCUGGCACGCACGAUGAUACGCUUGACGAGGAAGAGAUCCGGACGAUGAACGAAGACACCCGCGCUGCAGUGCGUGAGGCGCUCUCGCAAUCCACAGCGCACCACGUCAACAUCCCACCCGCGGUUGCACCCCUUAGUUCCUCAGCGGCGGGGGCUGGAUCCUAUUCGCCCAAAUUGUCGCUCUCUCCCACCGCUUCACCUCUGUCAAGCCACUCGUCUCUCGGCGACCAGUUUCGAAGACGCGGAUCGGCCUCGAGUCUCAACUUGACCUCUACCGGCGGUGGCAGUGGCAGCAGCGCCUCGUCGCCCAACUUGAAUGGCAGCAGCAAGCGUAGACCAUCCCGACUGAACCUCGAUAUUGAUGGUCUGUCGCGUUCGCCUCCCUCGAACGCAGCGUCCAAGGCAAGGUUGCCGUCGACCUCGCCCAGGUCGAGCGAUCUCAACAUGUCUCUGCUGCGACCGUUUCGAGCGAGCGAUCUAUUCCGCUUCAACAACGUCAACCUGGAUCACUGGACAGAGACGUACACGCUCUCCUUCUACCUCUCCUACCUCGCGCAAUGGCCGGAUCUAUCGUUCAUCCAGACCGCACCCUCCUCCUCACGUACCAUGGGGUAUGUAAUCGGUAAAGCUGAAGGACGCGAUCACUCUUCCCCCACCUUUUCGCGAAGAGAUCCACCGACGCUGCACGGUCACGUAACUGCCAUCACCAUCGCCCCCGAAUACCGCCGUCUCGGUCUCGCGAAAGGCUUGAUGAAUCUCCUCGAAGACGUAUCCACACGCGUGUACAACGCCUUCUUCGUAGACCUCUUCGUCAGACCCAGCAACAAAAAUGCCGUCACCAUGUAUGAGGGAAUGGGCUACGACGUCUAUCGAAAAGUCACGGCGUACUACUAUGGUGGCGGAAAAGCGGGUAUGGACGAAGACGGGUUUGAUAUGCGCAAGAGUCUACCGAGGGAUAGGGACGGGGUGUGUACGAGGAAGGAUGGUAGACGAUUUGCGGUCGAUCCUCAGGAUACGCUGUUCGAGCCUGCGUAUCGGCCAUGA